This is a messenger RNA of Cornus florida, 2616 nucleotides long. Its product is annotated as phosphatidylinositol 4-kinase gamma 3-like. The transcript has 2 exons. The record is from RefSeq and is a predicted model, not a curated record. The coding region runs from base 644 to 2410 and encodes 588 amino acids. Gene Ontology annotation, molecular function: protein binding. NCBI's taxonomy places the organism in Eukaryota, Viridiplantae, Streptophyta, Magnoliopsida, Cornales, Cornaceae.
AGCUUUCCUAAUCUCAUUUCUCACUCGUCACUUUCUCUCUCUAAACUGUCAAGUUCAAGAGAGAAGAAAAAUCAGACUUUUGAAACUUGUGACAAACGUCGCAGGAGCUAAUGAGAGAGACCAAGCAUGGAUUUUGGGUAGAUUGAUUGUCGUUUGAUCGACAUUUCUGCUAAAUCUGUAGUCGAUUCGAGCUCAGUUUCAAUUUUAUUUGGUGAGAUCCCAAUUUUUCUGUCUUAUUUACCCUGAAAUAUCCAUGUUUCUUUUGUCAUUUCUUACAUAAACCCUAGUUGCUGAUUAUUGAUAUUUGGGGCUUUAAUUUGUGUUGAUAACUUUAACCUUCUUGCAAUUCAUGGCUCAAGAACUCCCCAAUCUUUGUGACAGUUCCUUCCUCUUCUUAGGGUUCCAUUUCUUUAAUUUAGGGAUGUUCACAUUUAUAUGACAACUAAAUUUUGUAGGGUUUGAAUUAGCAGGGGUGUUCUUAGAUUUAGUUUUGAUUGAUUUUGAAUCCCUGGUCUUUGGGAGAUCUCUAAAUUCGUUAGGAAAUGGAUUUCUCUCAAGUAUGGAAGUGCUACAGUUGAUGGGUUCUUGAGUUUGGAUUCAUAAGCCUAUAAUUUCACAAGGGUUCUUGAGUUAUAAAGCUACAAUGUCGAUCGCCAGUGUGGCUUUGAGUCCUGUUUAUGAGAGCUCUAUAAAUUUCUUGGGUCAUUUCUCCGGCCAACAUGAUCCCUGGUCGAGGGAGUCUAUCUUGAUUUACCUAACUGUUGGUGGCUCUGUCAUUCCGAUGCGUGUCCUGGAGUCGGAUUCUAUAGCUUCUGUCAAGCUGAGGAUCCAGACCUGUAAAGGGUUUUUUGUGAAAAAACAAAAACUGGUCUUUGAUGGUAAAGAAUUGGCUCGGAACAAUUCUCAUGUCCGGGACUAUGGGGUCGCUGAUGGAAAUGUUUUGCAUCUGGUCCUGCGGUUCUCUGAUCUCCAACCUAUUACCGUUAGUACGGUAUGUGGGAGGGAAUUUGAGUUCCAUGUUGCGAGGAAGCGAAAUGUAGGGUAUGUGAAGCAGCAGAUUGUUAAGCAAGGGAAAGGUUUUCUUGAUCUCAAGGAUCAAGAAUUGAUCUGUAAUGGUGAGGAGCUUGAGGAUCAGAGGCUCAUAAGUGAUAUUUGUGAAAGUAGUGACACUGUGAUACACUUGCUGAUCCGUAAAUCUGCAAAAGUAAGGGCGAAACCUGUGGAAAAGGAAUUUGAAGUUUCAAUUGUGGCAUUAGAUUUGAAUGAAAGUGGGGCUGAUGCAUUAGAUGGAGGUUUAUGCCAAUGGAGAACACAAUCUGAGAAGCUUCAUGUUGUGGCUGAGAAGUCAUUGAAAAGAGAUUUCCUUUUGGAACCAUUAAUUGUUAACCCCAAGAGUGACGUGCCGCUAGUAAUCAAACAGCUUAUUAAUGCUACUUUUGAAGGGUUGCAAAGAGGUAACCAACCGGUAAGGUCUGCAGAGGGAUCAGGGGGUGCUUAUUUCAUGCAAGAUUCAUUUGGUCAGAAGUAUGUUUCUGUUUUUAAGCCAAUUGAUGAGGAGCCCAUGGCUGUGAAUAACCCUCGGGGUCUACCCUUAUCUAUAGAUGGUGAAGGUUUGAAGAAGGGUACACGAGUGGGGGAAGGGGCACUGAGAGAAGUUGCAGCAUACAUUUUGGAUCAUCCGAGGAGUGGACCACGCUCAUUUUAUAAUGAGGAGAAGGGCUUUGCUGGGGUUCCCCCGACGGUUAUGGUCGAAUGCUUGCACAAAGGAUUUAAUUAUCCUGAAGGAUAUGAGUAUGGAUUCAAGAAUAUUAAGAUUGGAUCACUGCAGAUGUUCAUGGAUAAUUGUGGAAGCUGUGAGGAUAUGGGUCCUUCUGCUUUUCCGGUGGAUGAUGUACACAAGAUCUCUGUGUUGGAUAUAAGGUUGGCAAAUGCAGAUAGGCAUGCUGGGAACAUUUUGGUUAGCAAAGAUGGUGAAGAAGGCCGGAUGCUGCUUAUUCCAAUUGAUCACGGUUAUUGCUUGCCUGAGACUUUCGAAGAUUGCACAUUUGAGUGGCUCUACUGGCCUCAAGCAAAGCAGCCAUACUCCUCUGACACCAUAGAUUACAUAAGAUCUCUAGAUGCAGAACAAGAUAUUGAACUUCUGAAGUUCUAUGGGUGGGAAGUAUCGUUCGAGUGUGCCCGCACCCUUCGAAUUUCCACCAUGCUUCUCAAAAAGGGUGCAGAGAGAGGACUCACUCCUUAUGCCAUUGGAAGGAUCAUGUGCAGGGAAACACUAAAGAAGGAAUCUACAAUCGAACAGAUUGUUCAAGAAGCACAAGAAGCCGUGCUUCCAGCAACAAGUGAAGCAACUUUCCUUGAAUCGGUGUCAUUGAUCAUGGAUCGUCAUCUUGAUGAGCUCUCCCGCAAGUAAAUACAUAGAUAUAUAUAGAAUAUGCAAGUAUGAUGGUGUUCCAUCUUUCUUUUAUUUUUUUGGUAAUAGUUGCAUCUUUCUUUCCAUGGAGUGCAGGUUCUAUGUAAUGUUGAUUUCUGCAGGAACUUGUGUUUCAUCACAUGUUCAUUUUGUCCAUAUAUAAAGGCAGUAUGGUUUAUAACAUAAUGAAAAGCUUACUUUUGCAA